Adineta ricciae is the source of this 507-nucleotide messenger RNA. The record is from the annotation of a GenBank genome assembly. NCBI's taxonomy places the organism in Eukaryota, Metazoa, Rotifera, Eurotatoria, Adinetida, Adinetidae.
AUGAGUCAAUGGAUGAGCGAGUUUCUUGUUUCACUGCCGUUUAUUCUGCGAUCAGGACCAUACUGUGUUUACUCACCAUGGAUGAUGAUUUACUUAUGCGCUUCGGUAAUUAUUGUACCUUCAUUUGUGAAUGCUAUUUUGAAUAUUGGUAUCUUUAUCUAUAUCCGAUCACAUAGCCGUCGUGUUCAGACUGCACCCCGUAUUAUUAAAAACACGAUUCUAAAUAAUAGGCAACAGCAACAACAAAGAUUAUCAUUGCUGAGUCGUCGUGAAAUUUCUUUGUUACGACACAUGAUUUUUAUGUUUAUCAUGAUUAUUGGUUGCUGGGGUCAAGGUUAUUUUCUCUUAGUCAUCGGUCAAUUUGUAUAUAUUCCUAGAAUUGUACAUGAAUGUGCAGCAAUAUUGUGUGAAUUAGCCGUCUUGGCUUUGGCUAUUAAUUUAUUUAUGUGUAAUAGUGAUUUACGACAACAUUUAUUUAAUAAACUAUGUGGUCGUGUUGCCCGUUAA